UUGAGAAUGUUGAAGGGCCCUCGAGGAGGCGGCCCCUGCCCGCUGCUCAUGAGUUCCAUGGGCCGCGGCUUCAGAAUUCUGGCCUUUGGCCACCUCUUCCUGGUGCUGCUGACCAUUGCCCUCGUAUCAUCCGCGGCGGCCUUUGACCUCCACUGCGCUCCACUGAUCUCAACACUGCCGCACGCAGUGAUAUCUGGGAUAAGCAGCAUCGUGAUCACCGUCUUUUACCUGGUCACAUCGUUCAAGGCUCUAGGAACCGAGGUGGAAUGGAUGAUAAGGACCACAACUGCAGUGUCAAUAGCACUGAUGGACAUAGCAUUCUCAUGUUGGGGGUUCUUUCUACUCGAGAGAGCAGCGUUUAAAAUAUUCAAAGCAUUUAAAAACGAGCUUCAAAUUGAGCCGAAGUGCUUGCAGACGAUCUCAAUCUUGUUCCUCGUGGCAUCAUUUAUCAUUUUAUUCGUACACAUCGUCAUUUCAGGUAUUUUAGCACAAACACACCGAUGCUUCAGCGAUCUGUUUUGCCAUGUCAGUGAGGCUGACGAAACACAUUAA
This is a messenger RNA of Theileria orientalis strain Shintoku, 552 nucleotides long. RefSeq lists its product as hypothetical. The transcript has 3 exons. NCBI's taxonomy places the organism in Eukaryota, Apicomplexa, Aconoidasida, Piroplasmida, Theileriidae. The record is from RefSeq and is a predicted model, not a curated record.